Olea europaea var. sylvestris is the source of this 2749-nucleotide messenger RNA. Its product is annotated as G-type lectin S-receptor-like serine/threonine-protein kinase RLK1. Gene Ontology annotation, biological process: protein phosphorylation. Bases 43 to 2454 code for a protein of 803 amino acids. The transcript has a single exon. The record is from RefSeq and is a predicted model, not a curated record. Gene Ontology annotation, molecular function: ATP binding; protein serine/threonine kinase activity. Lineage: Eukaryota; Viridiplantae; Streptophyta; Magnoliopsida; Lamiales; Oleaceae.
AUUUGAUCAUUUGAUGUGCCAAAUUUUCUCUGACAAAUAACAAUGGCUUAUGCUCUUUUUAACUCCAUCUUCUUGAUAAUAUUUCUCCUCCCUCUCUGCGCCUUUUCUCAAAACAAUGGUACCAUAACUGUGGGUACCUCUAUUGUUGCAACAGAGAGAUCCACUCCAUGGCUUUCACCUUCUGGAGAUUUCGCAUUCGGGUUUCAGAAACUUCAAAGCAAUGAUAUGUUUCAACUUGCUAUAUGGUAUGAUAAAAUACCAAAUAAAACCGUAGUAUGGUAUCCAAACGUUACAAAUCCUAUUUCAGGGGAUUCGACGGUGGGGAUUGAUGCACAAAAUGGGCUGGUGCUACGGGAUCCUCAAGGCCGCGUUCUAUGGAGUACUAUUGAUAUUGUUGAUGAUGUUUCCCAUGGAUUUUUGAAUGAUACUGGAAAUUUUGUUUUAGUGCGCAGUGAUUCUGUUUCGAUAUGGGAAAGUUUCAAUUAUCCAAGUGAUACACUGCUGCCUACGCAAAUAAUUGCGAUUAAUGAUACGCUUGUUUCGCGGAAGUCUGAAACGAAUUUCAGUCGAGGCAGAUUUUAUCUUCGCAUGCUUAGCGAUGGAAAUUUAGUGCUUAAUACUCGAAGUGUGCCGACGAAUUCGGAUUUUGAUGAUGAGUAUUACAACAGUCAGUCUUCUGAUCCUGCAAAUGCAUCAAAUUCUGGUUAUCAACUGGUCUUCAAUGAAAGGGGUUCGCUUUAUGUAUUGAGGAGAAACGGAGAACGAACAGACCUAACGACGAAGCGCUCAAUUCCGACAACUUCGGAUCAUUAUUAUAGGGCAAUUCUUGAUUUUGAUGGAGUUUUCAGAACGUAUUAUUAUCCAAGGAGUUCCAGUGGCGAUCAAGAGUGGACUGUAGCUGAAUAUUGGCCAUUAAACAUAUGCAUGGAAAUCAACGGACAGAAAGGCAGCGGGGCUUGUGGGUAUAACAGUGUCUGCAGACUCGAAAAUGGAAAACCAAUAUGCGAAUGCCCUCUAGGUUUUUAUUUGUCUGAACCGAACGACCCGUUUAGUGAUUGCAAUCCCAAGUUUAUUCCAAUCUGUGGUGAAGAUGAUCAGAAGGGUUCUGCCGAAGACGUAUAUGAAAUGUCGGAGGUUUCGGAUACUGAUUGGCCAUUUUCGGAUUUUGAGCAACUAGCCCCUUUCACAGAAAAUGACUGUAAAAAUGCCUGCCUGAACGAUUGUUUAUGUGCUGUUUCCAUUUACAGGAAUAAUAGCUGCUGGAAGAAGAAGCUGCCACUGUCUAAUGGAAGACUUUACACAGCAAUUAAUGCAAAGGCUUUUUUCAAGUUCAGGAAAGGUAAUAUUCCUGUACAAGGGUCGAAUUUUCCAACUCCAGAAAAAAAGAAAAAGGACCGGGGAACAUUGAUACUUGUGGGAUCGGUGCUCUUGGGCAGCUCUCUGUUCGUAAACUUCAUGUUUGUAGGUGCAGCUUGUCUAGGAUUUUUCCUUAUUUACAACAAAAAAAUCACAAAUUUCCGUCCAGUUCAUGAUACAGGAGUAGUGAAUUUGCGGUGUUUUACUUAUAAAGAGCUUGCACAAGCUACGGACGGGUUCAAGGAAGAACUGGGGAGAGGUGCUUUUGGAAUUGUCUACAAAGGGGUAAUGCCAACGGGCUCCAAUAGCACCAUUGCAGUGAAAAAGCUGGAUAGAGUGGCCCAAGAUACUGAGAAAGAAUUCAAAACAGAAGUGAAUGUCAUAGGCCAAACUCAUCAUAAGAAUUUGGUCCGCCUGCUUGGAUUUUGUGAAGAGGGUCCUCAUCGGAUGUUGGUGUAUGAGUACAUGAACAAUGGAACUCUAGCAAGUUUCCUUUUUGGUGAUCUGAAACCAAAUUGGAAUCGAAGGAUUCAAAUUGCACGGGGAAUAGCCAGGGGACUUGCGUACUUACACGAAGAAUGCAGCACCCAAAUCAUCCACUGCGACAUCAAGCCUCAGAAUAUACUUCUUGAUGAAUAUUUUAAUGCUCGGAUUUCAGACUUCGGAUUAGCAAAACUUCUGAUGAUGAAUCAGAGUCGUACCCUCACUAAUAUCAGAGGUACAAAAGGGUAUGUUGCUCCCGAAUGGUUUAGAAACACUCAAGUCACCGUGAAAGUUGAUGUUUAUAGCUUCGGAGUUUUACUACUAGAGAUCAUUACAUGCAGAAAAAGCCUGAUAGAUUUGGAAUUUGGAGAGGGAGAAAAUCCAAUUCUUACAGAUUGGGUUUGGGACUGCUUUCAGGAUGGAACGCUAGAUACUUUGGUUAAAAAUGACACUGAAGCUUUAAACGACAAGAAAAGACUAGAGACGUUUGUGAUGGUUGGAAUUUGGUGUAUUCAAGAAGAUUCAUCUCUGAGGCCAACCAUGAGAAAAGUUAGCCAAAUGCUUGAGGGAACUCUUGAAGUUAAUAUUCCCCCUUGCCCAUCUCCUUUCGCUUGAACUGGUUAAGAUAUUAAAAACUUGUCCGUUACAGUGCUUUUUCUUAUAACUUUCUGGUCAGUAAUUUUCAUCUCGAAGUCAUCAGCCUUUAAUUUAGCUAUAAUUUUUCAAAUAUUUAUGUUUUUUGUUACCUGCAAGAUGAUACACUUACUAUUGUUGUUGGUAAGGAGACCUGCCUCUGGAUUAAUCGGUCUUCCACAAUAUAGAAGUAUAUCUUGAUGAGAAAGUGUUAUCUAUUGUUGGCUCCUCUACUUGUACGUUUAUGUUCACAUAUAUUGAAUUCCCUUGUUGCAUA